AUGGCACUGACGGGCAUGGAUUGUAAGACAGAGGAAUCAACACACGGCGAGCAUCAUACGACGCCGAAGAAAAAGGCAACAUUGGCGGCAGAGGAUCGCUUGAACGGCAGCAGCAGCGGAACAGCAGGUGAUGACUCGAUAUUUCGUACGUUGGGAAACUUUAGCGCACUGAACGGUGCCAGCAGUCCAAGGCUGCCGACUAUCAAGGACUUUAGCAUUCUGAAACCGAUCAGCCGCGGGGCGUUCGGGAAGGUGUUUCUAGGCUAUAAGAACAGUGAUCACAACAAGCUUUACGCCAUCAAGGUGAUGCAGAAGACGGAGAUGGUCAACAAAAACAUGGUAUCGCAGGUAGUGACGGAGCGGAACGCAUUGGCUCUCUCCCGCAGUCCAUUCUGCGUGACGCUUUACUACUCCCUCCAAAGCAUUACGUCUGUAUUUCUGGUUAUGGAAUACAUGGUCGGCGGAGACUUGAAGUCCCUGCUUGCAAUGUACGGUUUCUUCGACGAAAACACAGCCCGUUUCUAUGCCGCCGAAAUUUGCCUGGCGUUGGAGUAUCUGCACAAUCACGGCAUCGUGCAUCGGGACAUUAAACCUGACAAUAUGCUUGUGUCCGCUACCGGGCACGUAAAACUAACUGAUUUCGGCCUGAGCCGUAUUGAAUUGCGGCGUGAUUUGGAGCUAUCCGAUUUGCUGAACUGUUCACCGAACCUAAACGCACGGACUCCCGGACAGCUGCUGUCACUGACCUCCCAUUUGUCGUUCGGUUCCCACGACAAGCGGGUCGUGACGGAUGUGGCGAGUCAGGGCGAAUCGGGAACGAUGCAGCCGAUGGUGCCGAAGGAACGCUUACCACAUGAAUCGUCCGAUCACGAGUCGGACGGAUCGUUCGGACACGCGCGGCAGCAGAACGAUAGCAAAAUAUCGGGCGUCAGCCCUUUCUUCUCAGCCGAGCAAAAUAUCAGCACCGUGGACGAGGUAAAGGCACGCUCGGAAGUUACUGUGGUAGAGGAAAAGUUGGACUCUUCCUCGUACUACACAUGCACCUCCAGUGAGUCGGUAAAAGACAGCGGAGGCACCGAGCCUGUGCGCAAGAUUCACAUAGUUCCGAGUGAACCUGAAACAGUAGUUGAGAAGGAGAACGUUGACGAUAUGAAUCGCAUGGGAAAACUGAAUCCCUUCGAGUGUCUGCUGAUGUCGAAAAAACUGAACCGCAAUUACACCGAGGAUUCCGGGGUUUCUAGCAGAAAAAGCGACAUAUCCAACAUACCAUGCGAGAUUUCGGCAAUUGAGAAAAUAGAGCAUUCCGGUAACAGCAAUAAGGACGAUUACUAUGGAUCUGAUUUGUCAAGAAGCUACAGCAUGAGCAAUUUAACCGAAUCGUUGCACCACUCACCGACCCGGAAUGGCACGCGCGGGUUCAAAAUGCCAGAAUAUUUUCGGGGAAUAAAGCGGCGACGGCAUCCGGGGAACCGCUUGGAUUCACUUAUCUCCGACGUCGAUGCCAGUUCGGGUUCAACAAGCACGGGGCUGACACAGGAAAUCGACGUGUUAGACAUCUGCAGCGAGGUGCACCGCAGCACACCGAAGAAACGCAAAGCUACCUCGCCGAUCAAGGGUGUGCUGAAGGUGCGGUCCCUGUCGGAUGAUGAAAUGCACACUGACGAGCGCAUUACGAUCGAUAUGAACGUCAUGUUCUCGACACCCGUGUCGUCACAAAAAAUCCGCCGUGAAGGUGGCCAGUUGGGGAAGCUCAAAAGUACACGUUUUCAAUUGCCGUCGUCGAUUGAGCAAUCGCGGAAGUUGAAAACUUACAGCGAAGCGAUAGUUCCUUCACAUUUCAUAAAAAUGACCGACGAUUCCGUCAUGUCGCCGAUAUGUACUGCUCACCAAACUGACCGAUGCAAUAGUACGGCCGAAGGAGGAAGGAUUGGAGAUGAUGGGGAUGGGAUGACGGUGGAAAACACUCCGAAGAUGGUGAAAACGCCGUUUCGGACGCCAAAGUCCGUCCGUAGGGCUCCCCUGGCAUCAGACGAGCGCAUUCUUGGAACGCCAGACUAUUUGGCACCCGAAUUGCUUCUGCAACAAGGUCACGGUCCAGCCGUGGACUGGUGGGCACUCGGUGUGUGUUUGUACGAGUUUCUCACCGGCGUGCCACCGUUCAACGAUGAGACACCGCAGAAAGUGUUCGAGAACAUUCUAGCGCGCAACAUCGAAUGGCCAACGGACGAGGAGUCGCUGUCGCCAGAGGCGGUCGAUGCGGUCGAACAAUUGCUUAAUAACGAUCACAACAAACGACCGGCCGCCGAACAAAUGCGCAGGAUGGCGUUUUUCGCGUCAAUCGAAUGGGCUAACAUGAGCUCGUUGAAGCCACCGUUCGUGCCGAAUCCGGAUGAUCCGCAAGAUACUGGAUACUUCGAGGCGCGGAACGUGAUGCAGCACCUUCAAUUAUCAAACUUCGAAAUGGAUCACUACUGA
Messenger RNA from Anopheles cruzii, 2475 nucleotides. RefSeq lists its product as uncharacterized. Gene Ontology annotation, cellular component: nucleus. Bases 1 to 2475 code for a protein of 824 amino acids. Gene Ontology annotation, biological process: intracellular signal transduction; peptidyl-serine phosphorylation. The transcript is spliced from 5 exons. The record is from RefSeq and is a predicted model, not a curated record. Gene Ontology annotation, molecular function: ATP binding; protein serine/threonine kinase activity. NCBI's taxonomy places the organism in Eukaryota, Metazoa, Arthropoda, Insecta, Diptera, Culicidae.